AUUCCAUUCGUUUAGGUACAUCAGUUGCUCUUCAAAACAGUAUCGGACUACGUUAUAAAAGCCAUUUGAAUCGUAUUCAAAUCAGUUUCCGAUUGUCAUUGGUCAGGACAGAAAAUGAUCUCUACUCUGUGGACAUGGAUGGUUUUGCUGGCGAUUACUCUCAUGGUUCGAGCUCAGGAAGACCUGUACGAGCUGUCGAUCAUUCACGUCAACGACAUCCAUGCCCGUUUCGACGAGACCAGUGAUUAUGGCCCAACGUGCAACCCAGAGGAUGGAGACACUUGCAUGGGAGGCUAUGCUCGCACGGUGGCGGUGGUAAAAACUUUAUUCGCCAACCGAAACAAUCCGCUUUAUUUGAACGCUGGGGAUAACUAUCGGGGUUCUCUUUGGUACAACGUUCAUCGAUGGAACGUUACGGUGGAGCUUUUGAACAUGCUGCCAGCUGAUGCUAUGACCAUAGGCAAUCAUGAGUUCGUCCAUGGAGUCGACGGAGUGGUUCCGUUUCUGGAGCACAUCAAUAUACCGGUUUUGUUGGUUAACGUUGACAACAGGGAUGAGCCGGAAUUUAAAAAAUACCAAAAGUCGUUGGUUAUCGAACGGAAUGGACGAAAAAUUGGACUUAUUGGAGUCAUGUUGCAACCAAAUAACGCUAAUGUUGGAAACCUUAUUUUCAAUGAUGUUACGGAAACUGUUCGGGAGGAAUCAAUUGUCCUAAAAAGACAAGGCGUGGAUAUAAUUGUUGUGAUUUCGCACUGCGGGUUUAAUGUGGAUAAAACUAUCGCAGAAUACGCUGGACCUGAAGUAGAUAUAAUUGUCGGAGGGCAUUCGCAUACAUUUUUGUACACAGGUGAAAAUCCGAAUAUUCCAGACGUUCCGCAAGGUGAAUAUCCGACCAUCGUAACGCAGGAAAGUGGCCACAAAGUGUUAAUUGUGCAAGCUUCUGCAUACACGAAGCUGGUUGGAGACAUUGUGUUGUUUUUCGAUGAGGCUGGAAUCAUUCAACGAUGGGCAGGAAAUCCAGUUUAUUUAAGUGCCGAUGUGUUACCAGACCCAGAUGUUGCACAAGCCAUGAUUCCGUGGAAGCUUGCCGUCGAAGAGGCAGCCGUGCGUUCUGUUGGUCUAACAAGUGUAGUUUUGUCGGAUGCGAACUGCAGUUCAGGCGAAUGCAACAUGGGCAGCUUUGUAGCCGAUUCGAUGGUAUCGGCUUACAUCCCCCUGGCUGAACCUGGACAAUGGACAUAUGGUGCCAUUGCUUUGAUUCCUGCUAGUGACAUUCGUGCAACUUUGUACGAAGGAGAAAUUACAUACGCUGACGUUCUGGAUGUUCUACAAAAUGAGAAUAAUCUGAUAAGCAUUGAACUACGUGGUGAUUAUCUUCUGGACAUCCUGGAGCAGUCUGUGGCACAAACUUCGGAUGAGGAAACUUUUGUUGGACCCAGUAUGAUGCAGGUGUCUGGACUUCGGGUCAAAUACAAUGUCACGAAUCCGGUUGGGGAGCGAGUUGUUUCCCUGGAAGUCCGCUGCAAUGAUUGCAGGGUUCCUCGUUUUGGUCCUCUCGAUCCACUGAAGUAUUAUCGUGUGAUAACUAAUUAUUUCACGUCACGUGGUGGUAACGGAUUCUAUCAAUUUUCGGAUCGUGCACGUAGCAAGCUUAUUGGACCGCUAGACAACGUAGCGUUUGAGGACUACGUUAGGCAAAACUCUCCAGUGACGCAAGAAACCGAUGGUAGGAUUGAAAUCUAUUCCUAAUUUAGAUGGAUUAUCGAGUUUAAGAAAUAAAUCUAAAACA
This is a messenger RNA of Armigeres subalbatus, 1789 nucleotides long. RefSeq names its product apyrase-like. NCBI's taxonomy places the organism in Eukaryota, Metazoa, Arthropoda, Insecta, Diptera, Culicidae. The coding region runs from base 115 to 1749 and encodes 544 amino acids. Gene Ontology annotation, biological process: AMP catabolic process. Gene Ontology annotation, molecular function: 5'-nucleotidase activity. The transcript is spliced from 4 exons. Gene Ontology annotation, cellular component: plasma membrane. The record is from RefSeq and is a predicted model, not a curated record.